Molecule: messenger RNA, 2283 nt
Organism: Fusarium proliferatum ET1
Lineage: Eukaryota; Fungi; Ascomycota; Sordariomycetes; Hypocreales; Nectriaceae
Exons: 2
Coding region: 1-2283 (760 amino acids)
Source: RefSeq, a predicted model, not a curated record
AUGGAUAGCGAUCGUCGUUCCCAGCUUGAAUCUUGCUCCAGCAUACUAGCCGCUGUCAAGCUCAUCGAGGAGAGAGCCAUAGAAUUUCACAGGCAACUGUUGGUUUACCAAGUCCUAAGUCUAAAAGACGACCAGCUAGAUCUCGACAACCGAAUCAGAGACCUGGGUGCCGAGAUGCGCGAACUUCAAGAGAAUAAUCGAGACAUUACUAGCCAUGCCAAUGAGGCCAAAAGGUUAGGACAGAAGCUGAAACAAACCACCCGCGAUAUCUCCAGGAAAGCGCGUGAGGAACCAGUAACACUUGAGGAUAUCGAGCCAUAUGUUCAAGAGUUCACCGAAAAGACUCAUGUAGCCAUGGGGGCCAUGCUUGCAUAUCACGACAGACUCAUGGCACAAGCUGGAGCGAACCUGCCACCUACUCCGGCUACCGACUUGGGCGAUGAUAGUGACAACGACGCGCCACUCGAUACACCUGAUUCUUCCCCUCCCUCUCCUCAUCCUACCCUCCGGAGCCCUCCCACGAGUAGCCGGACUUCCCCAGACGCAGGAGCCCCCUCAUUUCCCAAUCAUCUUGCACGUUGCCGUGAGAUCACGGCCACAGAGAUAGGUGGGUUCUCUGGUCAGAAGAUCACCGAGACGCCAGCUGGAAGCGCCGAGUGGUACGUGUUCCAGUGUGAAGAGCACAGCUUGCGCUUUGAUGGCCUUCCGCGACCGGCGCAGGCUGCCGCAAGGCAUGCUAUAACGCAUCGGCUCCCACCUACUCGUCCAUCUGCCAUUGAAGCCUUUGGCAUCAAGAUCGUUGGUUGUGACGCUGCAAUUGCAAAGGCACAUAACGAUUGGGUCGUCGUGCAAGCUAAGCGAGAGGCUGGCCUUCAAGCAAACCGAGGCACUGACGGCAGUGCUUAUCGUCCUCAGCGUGAACGACACAACGACGAGAUGGCAUCACUUCUUGGUGACAUUAAUCCCUCUCACCCACGGCAUUUUCCGGUCCGACAAGCAGCAGCAACGAGAAAGCGCACAAUCCUCACCCGUGAGCUAGACGGCACUGAAAGGCCCUUUGAGAUUACUGCCAAGGCUAUCUACUGGAUCAAGUGGCCAGACGAUGGCAUCUGCUAUCCAGCCUACGUUCUUCCUUGGGAAUCCUUCCCGCGAUUUCGGAGCAAGUACCUCGCACCAGUUGACCGUGGACUUUUGGAGACGUUAGAUGAGUUGCCAGCCUGCUAUGACAGAGCCUAUGGACUCGCUGGUGUUUGGGCAGAGGGAUACAAAGAUGGCCAACGAAAGAUGAACAAGCGUGUAUACCCCGUCAUCUUCUUUACUCUUAGGAAGAGGUUUCCGUGGGAGUGUGAGACGGCAUGGGCUGCGGAGAAGGACUUUCGUGUUUUUGAUGGUGAUAAGGAAGAUCCUCAGUUCAAGGCGUUGGUUGAUCAUUGGAAAGCGAGGGAGAAUCGCCAGACUCCGGAUGAUGAGUUGAUCAGAAUGAAAUUGAUGUCGCCGCCAGGCGAUCAGACAUCAUCAGACGGCUCAAGCAGCGUUGGGGAAUUAAGUCCAGAAAUGUCACAUGAGAACGGAAACAUCGACGACGAACUCCGAAAUUCUUUUGUGGAGUUGAAUGAACGCUUGGAUAGCAAUCGAGGGUCGAGGCGAGCAGAGUCACCCAACAGUGAUGACAGCGCUGGCGAUAUCGGAGAUGCUUUGGUCCGCGACGCCAUGGAAUCUCAAUCAAGGCAUACCAGCGCUCAUCUGUCUCAGCACAUGCCGCAGCGCCAAGGCAGCGAGACGUAUCGUCGCGGUAGCAGGUCUAUGUCACGAGACAAUGGCCCUCCCACUGGCCGACUCUACCCAGAUGAAGACGAGGAUUCAGAUAUCUAUGGUGACGAUAACGUUGGGCCGUUCAACAGUAGAAAUUCCAGCGAGGAGUCUAACGCCGUAUCCAGCAGACACAACCUUGGAGAAUCUCCCGUGAGGUCUUGGGAGCUCUCUGAUCUCAUCAAUGGAAGGACAACGAUUCCCCCUUCAGACGACGAGGAGUCUCUGCAGGAGAAUGAGAGUCAUUGUGAGAUGAAUUUUCCUUCCUUGGAGGUUUCUUCAGGCCAGAGGGCUGAUUCCAUUGUGAGCGACGAGGACGUUAUGCAAGUUGAUGAGCCUUCCACCUCGAUGGAAAGAGUCAGUUCCUCUGAACAGCGGUUAAGACAGGCGAUGGCUAGUGCUGCUCGCCAGACAAAUGCUGUCUGGCGUGAAACCUUUCGCGAGCACUCUGAGGAGGUCGACGAGUUGUUAUAG